This is a messenger RNA of Xenopus laevis (African clawed frog), 720 nucleotides long. RefSeq names its product transmembrane protein 272-like. NCBI's taxonomy places the organism in Eukaryota, Metazoa, Chordata, Amphibia, Anura, Pipidae. Bases 19 to 456 code for a protein of 145 amino acids. The record is from RefSeq and is a predicted model, not a curated record. The transcript is spliced from 5 exons.
UUGAGAUUUAUCCAGCCAAUGGAUUUAAGUGGAGGAGUCCAGAUGUUCAGUGUGCUUCUAUGGACCGGAUUAGGUAUUUCAAUGAUUGUAAUGGGUGUUUCUUACAUGAAUGAAUGUCUCAUGCAGCCCAAAAUUUCCAUCUAUUUAAUAGUUGCUGGUACGAGCCAAAUAGCAGCCAUUAUACUCUUGCCAUUGAAACUUGUAUGUCAACAGCUAUCUGAAGUAUUGGAUGGACUUUUGCUAUUUUUUAGAUUUUGCUGGCUAAUUACAGGUAGCAUUUGGAUAUUUCCCAUGUACUUCCUGAUGUACUCUGUGGUGUGUAAUAGCAUCUUGUAUAAUUUUUCUUUUUCAAUCGUGAUCUUUCAAUAUAUAUACAUAGCUCUUUUCUCUGUGAUUCUGGUGCUUGGAAUCUGCUUCCCAGGAAUUAAGAGCCUAAGUAAAGUCUUCGUCAUCUGAACCAAGCUCCAAACACAUCUUCUGAAAACCCCAUCCAGAUAUGGUGGGAAUAAAAAAAUAUAUUACAGACUCACAGUCCUUGGGUUCCGACUGACUCUUUCCAAUAACAUUUCCUUGCUCUAAACAAUGUUUUGUAAUAUUAUUAAACUAUAUUUUAUAAUGUUGGUCAACUUCAAAUGUUCAGUUAUAAAGAUUUGUAUGUACUAUUUGUGAAAAGCAUAAUAUAUAUAUAUAUAUAUAUAUAUAUAUAUAUAUAUAUAUAUA